Molecule: messenger RNA, 2154 nt
Organism: Vidua chalybeata
Lineage: Eukaryota; Metazoa; Chordata; Aves; Passeriformes; Viduidae
Gene: ZDHHC21
Product: zinc finger DHHC-type palmitoyltransferase 21
Exons: 9
Coding region: 1051-1848 (265 amino acids)
Biological process (GO): peptidyl-L-cysteine S-palmitoylation; protein targeting to membrane
Cellular component (GO): endoplasmic reticulum; Golgi apparatus
Molecular function (GO): protein-cysteine S-palmitoyltransferase activity
Source: RefSeq, a predicted model, not a curated record
AACAAAUGGUUCUUAUCCCUUUCAUGCAUUCAUAUACAACAUGAUUUGACCACUCACCACAUAACCCACACUCAUGCUGCUAUUCUGGAAAACAGCAAUAAAUCUAUGGUGUCACCAUCCAACUGAUUCUUUGAUUUAGGUGUCCCUGAAGUUGGUCUUGCUACAGCCACCUAUGCCAGAUAACUGCAGGGUUUUGCCAAAGGUGUUGAAAGUACUGGGAUUCUGAUGUUAUCUUCAUAGUCCAGAGGCAUUUUUCUUCUUCAUGGGUGGUUUUAAGAUUUUGAGAGACAAGAUAGAGGAUAAGAGGUGGGGGUUGAACUCCUCCUUGCAGUGAGCUGGGGCCUUUCACUCACCGUGAAACCACGGUUAUAUGGUAUACAAGGUAAAGCAAAUCUCUUUUAAGGAAGCUAGUGUGAGUUUAUACUAUUAAUUUAAUACAACUUCAAGCUAUGAGGCGUAGCUGGGGCAGCUGCCAGAUUCUCCUAGGAGCAGCCUGGAGACUGAGGCAGAAGCCUUGCCUGCAGGGCUCAGUUUUGACGGGGAUUGUAAAGAGACACUGGAAAAAUGAAGUACGGAAAAGUGCUCAUGCUGACUGAAGUCCGUGCUCGGGAACGAGCAGUGACAGCGAGCUGAAGCCGUGGCGAAAUGCGGCUCGUCGGUCACACGUCUUUCCUACUGGGCUGGGUAGACCAGCCCUCGAGACCGGCUCCUCCGCCGCUGCAUACACUCAGACCCCUGCCAUGCCCGCCGUGUGCGUGCCUCCCGCACACGAGGCGAGACGCUCGCGGCCGGGUCGGGGCGGGCGGGCCCGAAGGGCGGCUCUGCCUCCGCCGCUCCCUCCCUCAGGGGCGCGGUCCCGCGCUCCGGGGCGCUCGGAGCGCGCACGCGCGGCUGGAGCGGCGGAAGCCCACGAAGAUUCAGAAGACAAAUGAAAAAUGACCCAGUCUUGAGAGUGAGGCCUGUAUUUGAAUAGUUCUGGCUUAAUUCUGGAUUUUGCUGUCCAAGGAUUAUCUUCCUGGGUCGUGACAGUUUAUUAUCUCUUUGUGUUCAAUGGGGCAACGAAUUCACUUUGUGGUUGACCCUCAGGGUUGGUGCUGUAUGGGCCUAAUUAUCUUCGUCUGGCUGUACAAUACAAUCUUCAUUCCAAAGGUCAUCCUUUUUCCUCAUUAUGAAGAGGGAAAUAUUUCAGUUGUGGCAGUUUUGUGUUAUUACUUCUGCUCAUUGUUUUGUAUAGCUUCAUUAUUUAGAGCCUCAGUAGCAGAUCCAGGAAAACUACCUGAAAAUCCAAAGAUACCAAUUACAGAACGAGAACACUGGGAGUUGUGUAACAAAUGUAGUAUGAUGAGACCAAAGCGUUCACACCAUUGCAGUCGCUGUGGGCAUUGCGUGAGGAGGAUGGAUCACCACUGUCCAUGGAUUAAUAAUUGUGUUGGUGAAGACAAUCACUGGCUGUUUUUGCAGCUGUGUUUCUACACUCAGAUCCUUAGUUCCUAUACGCUGAUACUUGACUUUUGCCAUUACUACUACUUUUUGCCUCUGAGAAAAGAAAACUGGGAUGUGUUUGUAUUUAGACAUGAACUUGCUCUCCUAAGAUUAUCUGCCUUCAUGGGUCUAAUAAUAUUAGGUGGAAUAAGUCGACUCUUUUAUACUCAGCUAAUGGGUAUUUUCACUGACACUACAAGUAUAGAAAAAAUGUCAAACUGUUGUGAAGACAUAUCGAGGCCCCGAAAGCCAUGGCAGCAGACCUUCUCAGAAGUUUUUGGCACUCACUGGAAGAUCCUGUGGUUUAUUCCUUUCAGGCAGAGGCAACCACUGCGAGUUCCCUACCACUUUGCCAAUCAUGUCUAAACAGAUGGAUGGUGGGCACAGAUGGGUCCUCCAUGCUGGAAGUGCAUUACAGGUUUUAUGAUAAUAGGACUAUGACAAUCUUCAAGUCAAUUAAAAUGCAGGCAUAGGCAUCACAGUGUGCCCUGCGCAUUAUUUUAGUUAUGGUCUUGAUUUUAUUCUGAAAUCAAUGCAAGUUAAACAAUCAACUUCAGGCUUAUUUACUUUAAAAUUAGCUUUCCAAAGAGAUUCCUUUUGUCUUCAAGGUUAGUACCAGAAGUAAGCAACUGGAAUGUAGUCUUCAUCCAACUUGAUACUGGCUCUUUUUUU